Messenger RNA from Apus apus (common swift), 636 nucleotides. It is a transcript of the gene TXNDC17, whose product is annotated as thioredoxin domain containing 17. The transcript has 4 exons. Gene Ontology annotation, cellular component: cytosol. Lineage: Eukaryota; Metazoa; Chordata; Aves; Apodiformes; Apodidae. The record is from RefSeq and is a predicted model, not a curated record. Gene Ontology annotation, molecular function: protein-disulfide reductase [NAD(P)H] activity. The coding region runs from base 45 to 413 and encodes 122 amino acids.
CGCCGCAGAGGCCGCCGGGAAGGGCCGAGCGCGCCGCGGCCGCCAUGGGCUGGGAGGAGCAGCAGGUCCGCGGCUACGCCGAGUUCGUGCGGACGGCGCAGCGCUACCACGGGCAGCCCAUAUUCGCGCUCUUCUGCGGCGACAAGAAUGCCGAGGGCAGGAGCUGGUGCCCGGACUGCGUGACGGCUGAACCCGUUGUGAGGAAGGAACUUCAUAACAUGCCUGAGGGGUCUGUGUUCAUAUACUGCCUAGUAGGAGACAGAGCCUACUGGAAAGAUCCCAACAAUGAAUUCCGGAAGAAUCUGAAACUAACAGGAGUGCCUACACUACUUAAAUAUGGAACACCUCAGAAACUGGUUGAAGAAGAAUGCUUUAAAGCAGAGCUUGUGCGUAUGUUGUUUACUGAAGACUAAAUCCUCCACUAGUCAAUCAUUUACAAAGAUGUUAAUUUCAAGUUAUUUGCAGUGUCCUUUCAAAAACUCCUUUUUAAGUCUUUUUUUAAAUUUUCCUAGUUAAUUGCUUUUGACUAGUCAAGAUAAAUGUUGUUAAAUUAUAGGUCCAAACCUUCCACUGAAAUUCUGCAACAAAAAAAUGUAUUUUUCUUUUCAUGUUCAAAUAAACUUGUGUUUGCAAACA